This is a messenger RNA of Exaiptasia diaphana, 1251 nucleotides long. RefSeq lists its product as uncharacterized. The transcript has 2 exons. The record is from RefSeq and is a predicted model, not a curated record. NCBI's taxonomy places the organism in Eukaryota, Metazoa, Cnidaria, Anthozoa, Actiniaria, Aiptasiidae. The coding region runs from base 248 to 1084 and encodes 278 amino acids.
GCUGAUCCAAGCAAAAGCCAAUCAGAAAUUGCUUUGUUUUAUCUCGGCAUGCAGUAAGCGACAUAACUGGUCUGGUGGACUUUGAUAAUAGAAUUCGUUGAAACAGACACUUCCAACUGAAUAUAAAGAAACUGAAUAAUCAAGACCUACAAGAGACGCAUCACAGCCGAAACGAAAACUUGGAUUUUCGCACCUUUUUUGAUUUUGCCUCUAUUCGUGUCCACUAUCGUGAGCUGAUUACACCAUUAUGUCCAAAAGACAAUUGAAAAGAGGACGAUCUAUGGGGCAGCAAGAAAGUAGCGAUGAUACCGAAGUUAACAAGAAACGCCAAAAGCACACAUCCAGAAUCAAGGACACUCAACCAGAGUCAAGAGCCUCAUCAAGUGCCUCAACCAGCGCGGGAUCUUCCAUUGACGAUGGAGAAUGGUUUCAAGAACUACGAAAGGUGAGGGAGGAUCCAAUCAACAUUUUAAACAUAAGAGGUAAAAAGCCUAAGAAAAUUGGAACUGACUUUAUCAGUAACUUGACAGAAGAUGGCUAUAAAAUCCUCUACCAUGGCACCAACAAAGCCUCAGCUGUAAACAUCAUGGAUAAUGGUAUUAUAAUAUCCCACGAUCAGCUAGACAAAACAAUAAAAAAAGCUUCAAAAAACUUAGACUUUAGUGUUGGCAAAGGAUUUUAUUUGACCGACAAAUUCGACGGACCUACCGGGGCUGAGACCUGUGCAUUCCGUCGUAACGAUACACAUCAAUCUGUUUUGAUUUUUAAGAUACCAAAUGAUGAGAUUGAUGAGAUGAGAGCAAUGAGCUUCUUUGAAAAGGGUAAGGAAAAGGUUAAGGAAAAACAACUAAAGGAACAUGUUAAAAGGUGCUGGCGUAGAGAUCCAAAAAUAAAGAAAGAUUUAAAGAAUGUAACCUUCGUGGAAGGACCAUGGGUCCAAGUUGAAGAAAAAAGUGUCCGUAUAAUUGGAGGCUACCAGAUCUGUUUACUGAGUGAAGAAAUGGCAAAAAGUUUUAGUAGACACUUACAUGCUGUCAUAUUUUUCCACAAUGAGGAAUGUUGUGCUCGGCAGCCAAGCAAAUAAACUCCAUUUACAAACGGCUUGAAUUUGACACAAAAUAAACAAGAACCCCCUCCCCCUCAACGCUAGCUACGCGCCUGGUAUCUCCAAGCGAACAUGUAAUAUCCUGUUUAUCACAUACAUAGUCAUACCACGGAUGUGUUAUUUUAGUGAAAAUAACAUUUUACGUA